Messenger RNA from Rattus norvegicus (Norway rat), 1197 nucleotides. The record is from RefSeq and is a predicted model, not a curated record. Lineage: Eukaryota; Metazoa; Chordata; Mammalia; Rodentia; Muridae.
GAUCUCUAGGCUGAGAAAUCCUAAACUCCUCUAAGUACAAAAGAGGGUGGCUUGAGUUUCCCUUACAACACAGUGGACAAUCUUAUGUAUUUUAAAGUGGCAGGUAUCUCCAGUUCCAGUGUUCUUGCUGGGAUUAAGGUGGACAUCAUCAGUGAGAGCAUCGCAGUAAAUUCAAGAAUCUGACCAGAGAGCAUGGAAAAACACAAUCACUCUACAGUGACCAAAUUCUUCCUCUCUGGCUUAACAGACCAACCAGAACUGCAGCUGCCCCUGUUCCUCCUCUUCCUUGGAAUCUACCUGCUCACAGUACUGGGGAACCUUGGCAUGAUCAUCCUGAUCCUGCUCAGCUCCCACCUGAAAACACCCAUGUACUUCUUCCUCAGCAGUCUGUCCUUCAUUGACCUCUGCCAAUCUACUGUCAUUACCCCUAAAAUGUUAGUGAAUUUCAUAGUGGAAGAGAAUGACAUCUCCUACCCUGAGUGCAUGAUUCAACUUUACUUCUUUCUACUUUUUGCUAUUUCAGAAUGUUACAUGCUGUCUGCGAUGGCCUAUGAUCGCUAUGUUGCCAUCUGUAGCCCCUUGCUUUACAGUAUCAUCAUGUCUCAACCUAAGUGCCUUUCUCUUGUUUUAGGAGUUUACAUUAUAAGCAUAGCUUGUGCAUCAGUGCAUGUAGGGUGUGUAUUUAGGAUUGAUUUUUGCAGACCUGAUUUGAUUAACCAUUAUUUCUGUGACCUUAUUUCUAUCCUUCAGCUCUCAUGCUCUAAUAUUUUUGUGAAUGAGUUGAUGAUUCUAAUUUUUAGUGGGAUAAAUAUUAUUGCCCCAACCCUGACCAUCCUCAGUUCUUAUGUUUUCAUCAUUAUCAGCAUCCUACGCAUUAAAUCCACUGAGGGCAGAUCCAAAGCCUUUAGUACCUGCAGCUCUCAUAUCUCAGCUGUUCUUGUCUUUUUUGGUUCUGCUGCAUUUAUGUAUCUGAAUCCAUCUUCUUCCAGUUCCAUGGAUGACGGUAAAGUGUCUUCUGUAUUUUAUACGAUCAUUGUGCCCAUGCUUAAUCCCCUGAUCUACAGCCUGAGAAAUAAGGAUGUCAACAUUGCUCUGAAGAAAAUGAUAGAAAGAUUAUUUUUCUGACAAAUAAAACUAUAAAAUCUAUCAUAAAACUUAAUUUGUUUCUACUACAUAGUAUUAAUUAAAUAUAUGUAA